AUGGGAACCGAAGAGAUCAAGCGAUGCAUUUCGUCUUCUGCUUCGAUCCACCAAUGGAAGUAUGACGUGUUCCUGAGCUUCAGAGGCGAGGACAUAAGGAUGACCUUCGCGGCCCACCUCUUCCACGCGCUGAGGCAGGCUGGGAUCUGCUAUUUCAGGGACAAUGACAAAGUGGAGACUGGGAUUUUCAUCGAGCCCAAGCUGCUCAACGCAAUUCGCCACUCUAGGGUUGCCCUCAUCGUGUUCACCACCAACUAUGCCGACUCAUGGUGGUGCUUGAACAAGCUGGUGGAGAUCCUGGAGUGCAACAGGAGGUUCAGAGAUCGUCAGGGUCACGUAGUUCUGCCCAUUUUCUAUGAUGUUGAGCCAGGGGACGUCCGGAAACAGCCAGGGGACGUCCGGAAACAGAGCGGGUGA
Syzygium oleosum is the source of this 417-nucleotide messenger RNA. RefSeq names its product TMV resistance protein N-like. The record is from RefSeq and is a predicted model, not a curated record. The transcript has a single exon. Bases 1 to 417 code for a protein of 138 amino acids. Lineage: Eukaryota; Viridiplantae; Streptophyta; Magnoliopsida; Myrtales; Myrtaceae. Gene Ontology annotation, biological process: signal transduction.